AUGAGUGAAAGUGAUGAUGUACAAGAAAUUGAUUUAAUAGUUAUUGACGAUGAUUGUUGUGAUAAUUUUGAGAUAGAAAAAAGAAAAUAUAGUGUAGAAGAGGAAAAGAAAGAAAAUUCAAAUCAAUCAAUAGCAAACACUCUUAAUACUUUACAUUCGUUUGGUUUAAAAAAAGUCAGUUUUCCAGAAACAGAAGAAAAGGAAGAAUUACAAAAUGAAAUAAAUAAUUGUAGUGAUGCUGAAUGCAUGUCAAAUAAUAUUAUUAGUUGUAACACACAAAAAAUUGAUUUAAACAAUCCAUCAUCAGAACACACUCCAUUAAAUUCAAAAGAUCUUCUCAUCAUUGAAGAUACUAAGAGAUCCAUACAAAAAACAAAAACACCACCAAAGUUACAGUCUCUAAUAGACGAUUUUAUUAAACCAAAAAACUCAUUUGAACCUCAAAGAACUAAAACAUUAGAAUUGAAGAAGACUAAAACAAUUAGUGAUGUGUUUGAAGAAAUGGAACGUGCUAGUAGUCAAAUACUUCUUCGAACAGACACUCUUCCAAUAAAAUCUCAUUCUCCUAUCUCUAAAAGAAUAUCUUCAGAUUUUUUUACUUUAAUGUUUAAAAAAAGUAAUACAUUAGAGUCACAUGAAGAUGACCCUGAUGCUACAAAGAAAACAUCGUCUUUAAUAGACUUAUGUGAAAAUGAUCCAAUAAUAAUUGAAAAUAUAAAUGAAGAUAAUCCUUAUUAUCAGAAAGUAUUUAGUGAAAGUGAUAAGAGACUACUAAUUGAAAGAGAAAAAGAACUUACAAAACAAUUAAAAGAAAUUAAAGUAUCAGACGAAACAUUUGAACAAAUAAGAAAAAUUGCAUUUGAACGAGAAGAAGUAAGAAUCCAAUUAAAAGUUAUAACAUCAAGAGAAGCUACUCAAAAAGGCAAUACAACAAUUAGGCUGAAAGAAAAUGAUAAAGUUGGAAGAAUUACUUUGUGGAAGAAUCAUGAAGCAAAAAAAGGAUUUGAACCAUUUAAAAUAGAGGAGCAAAUACCAGACGUAGUUCAAUCAACUAACAUUAGAUCAUAUCCUAUAUGGACAAAUUGGUGGGGAGAAAAUUUUCAUUGGAAAGAAAGAGUCAAAGAAGUAUUACAUAAAGUAUUUCAUCAUGAAACACUUCGAUUACUUCAAUACCCAGUUAUCAAUGCAAUAUUAGCUGGACAUAAUGUUCUUGCAUUAAUGCCUACAGGAGGAGGGAAAUCAUUAUGUUAUCAAUUACCGUCAUUAUUUAAAGAUGGAUAUACAUUAGUUGUAUCUCCUUUAAUAUCUCUUAUGCAAGACCAAGUAAAAGCAUUAAAUGAUUUAGGAAUACCAGCUAUUACUUGUAAUAGUAAUAAUCCAGAAAAUAUAGAUAUUUUCAUUAAUGACAUUGAAACACGUAAAAUUAAAAUUGUUUAUGUUGCACCAGAACUUCUUUCUUGUAGUUGGAAGAUGAAUGAGGCAAUGAAAAAACUAUAUGACCGAGGAUUGUUUUCAUAUCUUGUUAUUGAUGAGGCUCAUUGUAUCAGUCAAUGGGGACAUGAUUUUAGACAAUCAUACGUUGAAUUAAGAGAAUUUAGAAAAACAUUUCCAUCAGUACAAACAAUUCUGUUUACUGCAACAGCAACAGAAAGAGUUAAAAAUGAUAUAUUAUUAUCUAUGGGACUUGAAGAAGCUAUUGUAUUUAAUCAAACAUUUAAUAGACCAAAUUUAAGAUAUGAAACGAGAGUUAAAUCACCAAAAGUUGAAGUUGAUAUUGCUCAUUAUAUUCAACAACAUCCAAAUCAAUGUGGAAUUGUAUUUUGUCUUUCUAAAAAAGAUUGUGAAAGUUUAAGUAAAUUUCUUGUUAAUUAUGGAAUAAGAGCUACUCAUUAUCAUGCUGGACUAGAUGCUAAAAGAAGAAAGAAAGUUCAAAAUGAUUGGAUGAAUGGAACAUUUUUAGUGGUUUGUGCUACUGUUGCGUUUGGAAUGGGGAUUGAUAAACCAGAUGUUCGAUUUGUUAUUCAUCAAACUAUGCCAUCAAGUAUUGAACAAUAUUUUCAAGAAGCAGGAAGAGCAGGUAGAGAUGGAAAACCAAGUGAUUGUAUUAUUUAUUUUAAUAUGAAAGACAUUUCUAGAGUAGAAUGGUUAAAAAGAGAUAUGGGUAAAAAUGAAUUAACAUCAUCACAACAACAAUCCAUUAAUGCAAUGGUUAAUUUAUGUAUAACUUCUGAGUGUAGAAGAAAAAUUCAAUUAAUGUAUUUUGAUGAAAGUUUUAAUGAAGAGAAAUGUACAGGAUGUGAUAAUUGUGAAAGAAAAAAGAAAUAA
Messenger RNA from Entamoeba nuttalli P19, 2325 nucleotides. RefSeq names its product recQ family helicase, putative. The record is from RefSeq and is a predicted model, not a curated record. Gene Ontology annotation, biological process: double-strand break repair via homologous recombination. Gene Ontology annotation, molecular function: ATP binding; nucleic acid binding; four-way junction helicase activity. NCBI's taxonomy places the organism in Eukaryota, Evosea, Mastigamoebida, Endamoebidae. The transcript has a single exon. Gene Ontology annotation, cellular component: nucleus; cytoplasm; chromosome. Bases 1 to 2325 code for a protein of 774 amino acids.